AUAAUGACCCAUCUGCUUCUGCUGUCUAUGAGGCACUUUCUAUAGGGAUGGAAAUUAAUGACAGUUUCUCUGAGCUGCCUGAUGUCAGAGCCGGGAAAGGUGUGAAGAGUAUAUAAGAGCUGGAUUACUCAUUGGCAAGUGUGGGGGCAAAUACUCCAGUGGAUGCAAGCUUGGGAUUGUUUAUAAAGCUUUCUUACCAUUAGAGGCAUUCUCUGAUAUUACUGACGCUGAAACACUAAAAGAAAAUUUGAGAAGCAAUGUGCCUCCUGAAACUUCCAGUAGUUCUCAUUGUGCUCUUGGUUGCACUACACCAUCUGAAAGCUACCCCCAUUGAAAGUAACCAAGUGGAAAAGCGGAAAUGCAACACUGCCACAUGUGCGACCCAACGCCUGGCAAAUUUCUUAAUUCGUUCCAGUAACAAUCUUGGUGCCAUUCUUUCUCCUACCAAUGUGGGAUCCAAUACAUAUGGAAAGAGGAACACAAUUGAUAUUUUAAACAGGGAACCAUUGAAUUACUUACCCUUUUAGAGGUCAAUGUACCUCUAGAAUUCUUUUUGUUUCAUGUACAAAUAUUCUAGUGAUUUCCUGUGUAAUUUAACAUUAGCAUGAACCUGCGUCUGUAUGUCCCAUGUUUGUUGCCAGUACAUAUAAAUUGUCUUGAAAAGAAUUGUUU
Molecule: messenger RNA, 672 nt
Organism: Herpailurus yagouaroundi (jaguarundi)
Lineage: Eukaryota; Metazoa; Chordata; Mammalia; Carnivora; Felidae
Gene: IAPP
Product: islet amyloid polypeptide
Exons: 3
Coding region: 258-527 (89 amino acids)
Cellular component (GO): extracellular region
Molecular function (GO): hormone activity
Source: RefSeq, a predicted model, not a curated record